AUGGCGGCGGCGGUGGCGGUGCUGCGGCUCGUCCUCCUCAUCGUCCUCCUCCUCCGCGGCUCCAUGGCGACGGAGGACAAGGACCGGGAGGACAAGGACAGGGACAGGGACAAGGACGGGGAGGAGGACAAGGACCGCGGGCGGCCCCAGAAAGGACCGACACCUGCCGCUGCAGUUCAGAUCAACAGCGAGGACCCUGCUGCCCAGACCAAUUUGGGAUUCAUCCAUGCUUUUGUGGCUGCCAUAUCGGUCAUCAUCGUGUCCGAAUUGGGAGAUAAGACAUUUUUCAUAGCCGCCAUCAUGGCGAUGCGAUAUAACCGCCUGACUGUAUUGGCCGGGGCAAUGCUUGCUUUGGGACUGAUGACGUGUUUAUCUGUUUUGUUUGGCUAUGCCACCACAGUUAUCCCCAGAGUGUACACAUAUUAUGUGUCAACUGCAUUGUUUGCAAUUUUUGGUAUCAGAAUGCUUCGGGAAGGUUUGAAGAUGAGCCCGGAUGAGGGUCAGGAGGAGCUGGAAGAAGUGCAAGCAGAAAUCAAGAAAAAAGAUGAAGAACUCCAAAGAACCAAACUUUUAAACGGGCCGGGAGACGUGGAAACGGGGACCAGCACGGCUAUACCACAGAAGAAAUGGCUGCAUUUCAUUUCUCCCAUCUUUGUUCAAGCCCUGACAUUAACAUUCUUGGCCGAAUGGGGUGACCGCUCUCAACUGACUACAAUUGUUCUGGCAGCCAGAGAGGAUCCCUACGGCGUGGCUGUGGGCGGAACCGUGGGACACAGCUUAUGCACCGGAUUGGCAGUGAUCGGAGGGAGAAUGAUAGCCCAGAAAAUCUCCGUUCGCACUGUGACCAUCAUCGGCGGCAUCGUGUUUCUGGCAUUUGCGUUCUCUGCCCUCUUCAUCAGCCCUGACUCUGGUUUUUAAGGAGACGGCUCUUCCAUCGGACUGGGCCCGCCGGGCCCCUUCUGUACAUAGUAGUGCGGGCACCGGCCGGACAACGCUCUCCUGCCUUGAGCGGCACCGCCCCGCCGGAGAGGGAGGGUCAGGCCACUCCUCCCAGGGCAUCUGCGCCUGGGUUUUCCUCUGGGCCUCGGCCGGCCCGCGCCGCUUGCCAGCCCUUCCUUGCCUCCUCUCCCCGUUGGCUACGGGACGGCCGCUUAGUCUUCAGCCUGUGAAAAGACACACUCCCUCCCACCCCAUCUUUGCCCAGGCCAGGACCUCCCUUUCAGGCUGGACCGGCCCCGCGUCCCGGCUGGAAACACCGGUCCGACAGAGCGUGCCCGCUUGCCUUUGGGCUGCUUUAGUGGGGCACCUCGCGCUGUGGAGCCGGUUCUCCUAAAUCCCGGUGGGAGGGGGCUUAAUUCUCCCACACUCCGUCGAGCCAAAGAACAUCGUCCCCGCUCAAGGCGCUCAUCUUUAAACUCACCCUGCCCUAGAAGUGGCAUCACCACUCGCCGGUUCCCGGCCCAUUCCUUUCCCUCCAGGGGGUGGGACGCUCGCAAUGGACGGUAAUGGUCAAUAUUUGACAGUACGGGAUUAGUUUUCUCUUUCGCGAACUGUACCGGGGAACUCAUGUAAAUAAAAGUGGUGUGGAAGGGG
Molecule: messenger RNA, 1593 nt
Organism: Tachyglossus aculeatus (Australian echidna)
Lineage: Eukaryota; Metazoa; Chordata; Mammalia; Monotremata; Tachyglossidae
Gene: TMEM165
Product: transmembrane protein 165
Exons: 6
Coding region: 1-918 (305 amino acids)
Biological process (GO): Golgi calcium ion homeostasis; Golgi calcium ion transport; calcium ion transmembrane transport
Cellular component (GO): Golgi apparatus
Molecular function (GO): calcium ion transmembrane transporter activity; manganese ion transmembrane transporter activity
Source: RefSeq, a predicted model, not a curated record